CAAAAUAAACUAAUUUAUCUCGUCCACCUCAAGUCCCAAUAGCCACGAAGUUCCAAAGCAACCAAUAUAAAACGGUUUGCUCCAUCAGAAACCCAAAUUAGAGAUAAUUUGUCCAACUUUGCAGCCUAUAUGAACGCGUAAAACAUCUCACGAGGAAGAGAAAAAUGUCGCUGGUGACAGAAGCAACCAAGGCAAAAGCAGAGGUUUAUUACGGGGACGAAACAUGCAGGGAGAAGUUCACGUUGUUGUUGGCGCAAAUGGGGUUACCGGACAGCCUGCUCACGGUGGAGGACGUAGAAGAGUGCGGGUACGUAAAGGACACAGGGUUUGUAUGGCUCCGGCAUAAGAAGAGGAGGGAAUACUACAAGUUUGAGGAUACAUUCUGUUGGGGAAAUAGGGCCAUUGCACUAGCAAGAUCAACCACUGAACCAUCAUCUGGAAAGUAACAAAAUAAUAGUUUUUGUAUAGGGAUUUCUCAAGCAAUUGUAAUACAAAAACAGACUGUUUUAUUUAGAUAUUUUUGGGUUCAAAAAGACUCUCUAAAGAAGAAGAGAUAACUUCAUAUUUAUAGGGUAAGAUGUCUAUUGGGAACAAACACUUCUUUUCAAU
Molecule: messenger RNA, 609 nt
Organism: Rubroshorea leprosula
Lineage: Eukaryota; Viridiplantae; Streptophyta; Magnoliopsida; Malvales; Dipterocarpaceae
Source: the annotation of a GenBank genome assembly